Mercenaria mercenaria is the source of this 6896-nucleotide messenger RNA. RefSeq lists its product as uncharacterized. The record is from RefSeq and is a predicted model, not a curated record. Lineage: Eukaryota; Metazoa; Mollusca; Bivalvia; Venerida; Veneridae. The coding region runs from base 220 to 2775 and encodes 851 amino acids. Gene Ontology annotation, cellular component: cytoplasm; nucleus. Gene Ontology annotation, molecular function: protein kinase binding. The transcript has 14 exons. Gene Ontology annotation, biological process: regulation of mitotic nuclear division; activation of protein kinase activity; regulation of mitotic spindle organization.
AAAUUCGAGGCGGGUAUUCCAAAAUUUAGCAAAAUAACAAGUCCAGACAUAUCAAAGUCAAUGACAACAAAUAGUUUUCAUCAGUAGUUUUAAUUAUUUCAUUUUAAAAUUAACUUUGUAUGUUUUUGAAAGGAACAACCCCACAGAUCAGGUGAGCAAUCAGCAUAACCAUACAAGUUUACUAUAUGUGCGAAUUUUUGGUGGCCUGUAUGAGAAAGGAUGGAGACUCGGGAUGGAGUUCCGAUGUUUGACCCUGGAUCUCCUGUUGGAACACCGCUUAAUCAGGACACGCCAGCGUCACUGAGAUGUAGGAAGCGCAUACCUGAGCCAUUGUGCAGUCCUAUAGCAACAGAUGGGAGCCACUUUCCAGCAGGAAGCCCGAUGGGUCAUCUGCCUAGCCCAAGUCCGAGCCCGGCUAGCAAACGAUAUGUGGGUGUGUCUAGUAAUGCGAGGAAUAACAUCUACAUGAAGACGUUGAUGAAUAGUCCCUACCACAAGAAUUACACACCUCUCUCGGCUACUCCAGGUUUCAGCCCUGCUUAUAAUACUCCAGCACGAACAAAAGCAGAUAAGCAUGAGAGCCCACACCCGGGGGUCACCUCAACGCCCCAGGGCACAAAGCCACCAAGUAGUGCUAAAAAGUUUGUCACACCUAAAAAUGUAAUGAACCCAUUUGAGAAUGGUGUUGAUGACCUUCACCUACCAGCGUACAUGAGCCCGGGCUUUUUCACUGUUGUUUCAACACCAGCAUCGGAGGAAAAGAAAAUGUUUAGUUGGUCUAUAGAACAUAUAGCAGAGUUACGUCCAGCAGAUAUAGACGAGAUGCCUGUAGAUCAGACUCACUCUGUCAUGCCAGACCGCGAGACAGAGGAGCGUGCUCAGCGUGCCAUAGAACAGUUCUUUGCCAACAAUCUGAUUCACCCCUCACCAUGGAGUGAUCCUAAAAAGAGCAAGAAGAAAAAUAUACUCCCUGUCACACCUGCUUCACAAGGGAGUGGAAGCAAGCAAGCAGAAGAUAUGAUCACAGAGUUACAGGGGUCUAUACAGAAAACAUUGCCUCAUAAACAGGGAAUGGUUGAUUCCUCCUGUCAGACAAUGCUGUCUUUGCCAGUGGACUUUGACAUGCAGAAAGUAUUGGGUGCCUACAUGUCACAGGAUGGUAAUGUUGAUGAGGGGAACCAGCAAGAUAUGUUGAGUACUUCCUCUCUGCGCAGGAAGUUGUUUUUCCAUGGAGACACAAGUAGUCUGGCUCCUAGCCCUGUUAAGGGAGUAAAUCUAGAACCAUGUUCUCCAGUGUUCACAAAGCAAACACAACCUAAUUGGGAGCGCACCACUCCACUGAGAAACACACCCAACUUUUCAUCUAGUCCAAUCAAGAGUGCUGGUACACCACAGUAUAGAAGACGAUCAUCAGAUCCUGAGUUCCUUGCUUCACCAGAGUUAUCUCCCAUUGUACAUGGCAAUCUCCCUAGUACAGGAAGAAAGUCAAAGUCAAGGUCAUCGGGAGUGUUUCAGGCUCACAGUGCAGACUUUGAGAUCAGUCCAGUCAGUGAUUUCUGUGAUCCACACUCUGGUAGGGACAGCCCCAUGUCUCCUAUACCAUUCCACGGGAUCUCGCCAGACAACCACGAGGAGGACUUCCGGCCGAAGUUUGAAGACAGCCCAGGUUUCUCCCCGAUUCGGCCUCCUAAGACGCCUAUCAGGAAGAUACUGAGAAGAAGUCAGGAGGAGUCGUAUAUACAAAAUGAAUGUUGUGACAGUGAGGAGGAGAAUGAAUCAGUGACGCCUGUAUCCACCAACCCCAAACUGACCAGUAACUCUCUCACACCUGUAGACGCAAUAUCGCCAAUACGACAGUCACCAAAACACACAGUGUCAGGAACUCUCUCAAAAUCUCACAGUUGUACAGAUUUACAGCAUACAAUGGAUUUUGAGUCUGUACCUAUCCCUCGUGAUAACAUCCUCACUUCCAGUCUAUGUGAUACAAGAGAUUUCUCUGCUUCAGCUGACUUCAGUGAUGACACACAUCUGAGAACCAGUCUGUCCAAUCAGGAUACUGGGUACCAGACAGCUAGUUUGCAAUCAACCAAUCAGGAAUCAGUAUCUCUUCAUACAAAUCUGACCAAUCAGUUUGGCUCAUUGCCUUUCAAUGUGACCAGUCAGGAUACAAGUCACAUGUUGACCAAUCAGGAUAAGCCUCCUGUUUUAAAUCUGACUCAUCAUUUCUCUAUGAUAGCCAAUCAGGAUGAAGAGGACAAAAAUUUCAUUCCUGACACAAAUAAUCAUAAAAGUGCUCCAUUGUUUCCGAAACAAAAACUUCUGUUUAUGGAUGAUGACGUAGAUAUUGAGCAUACUCCUAAGAACAGUCUGGCCGUGAGACAAAAUUUUGAAGAUAGUGCUUUACCGGAUGAUUUAAGCUCAAGUCAGGGCAAAAUGGAUAUAGAUAUGAAAACUGGUGACCUAGAUUCAGUAGAUUGUGUGGACAGCCAGGAUGAGGAGGAGGUGUUGACGAGAGCCCGGCAAGCGCUGGCCAUGGCUAACAGUAUGUACCCUCUUGAUAAAGAGAGAGACAAGAUGUCAGCUGCAAGGAUAUCUCCCAUUGAGUCAUUGUCACAAAAACCUUCCGAACAUAUCAGUUCUAAAGCAAAGGAGCAUCAGCCAAGUGCUAGUGAGAUCGCAUACUCGAUAAUCCAGCGGGCUGGAGAAGAUCUCGCUAGAUUUGGUUCGUUCAAGUCCAGUAAAACUACAGAACUAACAAUGGAAGGCCUACACUGAAAUUUAUAUAACAACUUUACGACACUGAGAAUGCAAGUGAUUGCAGAAAUUGUCGUAUACUGUAUUACAGGGUUUGCAUAGACAUUGAAAAAUCCUUGCAUUUGAUUCUGGUCGUUGAAAACUUCUGAAAAAUAACUUAAAACGAAACUGAUUUUUGAAAAGAAAAUGAUAAAAUUUUAUCCAUAUGCAACUCCUGAGUUCUUUGUGUACUUACUUUAGGAAAAGAAAUUAUUUUAAAAAAUGAAAUAGAUUAAAAAAAAGAAGAUAUGUACAAGGAAAAUAUUUUUAGGUAUUUCUUCACUUCUUGAUCCUGGUAUGCACCAAGACUUCGAGUGGUUAUACAAUGUAUAAUGUAGUAGUUUAUGACUGCAUCUUAUUGCAGUUUACAUGGUGAAAUUUCAGUUGUCACACUGUUUUAUGGAAGUAGUUGAUAAAAGUUAUAAAGAAUAAGAUUUCAUUGGAAAUGGAGAAUUGUCUUCUUACUCUGGCUUACAAAUCAUGUUAUAUUUCAUAAUCUGUUUUUGUGAUUUACCAAAGAUAAGAGGUUUAGAUGCAUUUAUAAUUUGUGUUUUGAAAGUAUUAUUUCUUAAUUUGUUUUUGAAAGUGAACCAUAUUUUUAAUUAUUCUUUAAAUGGUGUAAAAGUAACUGUACAAGUAUAUAAUUAUUUAAGUUCUUUACCUAUUUUAAUUCCUAUGUUUCCGACUAUAACUUAGUAUAAGGGAUGGUACUAAAGUUUGUGUAUGUUUACCUUGAAUAGUAUUUUUAUAUUUGUAUUGUUGUAAUGUACAAUAAGAAAAGUGAAUGAAUUGUCGGAAAAUUGAAUGAGUAUGACAUACAAUGACAUAUGUACCUUUAAAAUUUGAAUUGAUAAAGGAUUGAUAAAAAAAAUGAUAAAAUGAAAUGAUGAAAGUUUGCUCAGUAUAUAUUCAUACAUUCAUAGACCAUGUCAGCUUGUUGGAGUAAUUUAUACAGGAGCUUCAGUGGCCAAGUGGCUAAAGUCACUGGCUUUGAAUCACUUUCCUCUCACUGCUGUGGGUUCGAAACCUUGCUUGGGAUGUAGAAUUCUUACAUGUGAGGAACCCAUCCAGAUGGCUUAAAGAGGGGUAGUGGUUCUACCCAGGUGGUCCUGCCCAUGAUUAAAUAAUGCCUUGAGGGGAACCUGGGGUCUUCCUCCACCAUCAAAAGCUGGAAGUUGCUAUAUGACCAAUGAUCGUGUUGAUGUGACGUUAAACCCAACAAAAGACAACAUCAAUGUGAAUCUGUAUCACAAUCCUAUGGUAUGAAAUUUGCAGUAUUUUAAAGUUUUGGCACCUUAAGAUGCUACAUAUUAAAAUAAACAGCAGAAUGCUACAGUGUACCCUUUAGAAGUGGGAAACCCAAAUCUCUGACAAGGAAGAGUUAUUAAUAGUGAACAAAACCAUUGCACUGUUUGAAUAAUCUAACCAGGUCUUUAUUAGCUUUGUAUCUAUAUUAUUGAAAUACCUUAAAAAUUCAUGUUUGAAAUUUUAAAAGCAAGGAUCUGAAUAAUAUUUAUUGGAAUAUGUGAUUGCUGAGAUUUUCUAUCCAUGUAUAUGAAUGCUGGGAAAUCAUUGAUACUUGUAGGGGACUAAAAUUCAUUGGUUUCCUGGUUGAUCCAACCCACAAUAUUCCAACCAAUCAAAAAUGCCCACCUGCUUUGCUAAAUUUAAGCAGAGCGAAGACCUACGGAUCGCAGGGUCGUGACUUCUAUCCUUGGCGCAUGACAUGUUCUUUCUGACUAUUUAAUCCCCCGCCGUGUCGGAGGGAUUAUAGGAAUGGUCUGUGUCCGUCCGUCCUUCAGUCUUUCCGUCCUUCCGUCCGUAACAAAAUCGUGUCCGGUCCAUAUCUCCUUAACCCCUUGAAGGAUUUUCAUGAAACUUGGGUCAAAUGAUCACCUCAUCAAGACCAUGUGCAGAACCCAUGAGUCAGCCAUGCCGGCUCAAGGUCAAGGUCACAACUCAAGGUCAAAGGUUUGAGCCUUCCAUUUUGUGUCCGCUCUAUAUCUCUUAAACCCCUUGAAAGAAUUUUAUAAAACUUGGGUCAAAUGAUCACCUCAUCAAGACAAUGUGCAGAACCCAUGAGUCAGUCAUGCCGGCUCAAGGUCAAGGUCACAACUUAGGGUCAACGGUUUGAACCUUCCAUUUUGUGUCCGCUCUAUAUCUCCUAAACCCCUUGAAGGAUUUUCAUCAAACUUGGGUCAAACGAUCACAUCAUCAAGGCGAUGUGCAGAACUUAUGAGUCAGCCAUGUCGGCUCAGGGUCAAGGUCACAACUGAAGGUCAAAGGUUUGAGCCUUCCAUUUCAUGUCCGCUCUAUAUCUCCUAAACCCCUUGAAGGAAUUUUAUAAAACUUGGGUCAAAUGAUUACCUCAUCAGAACGAUUUGCAGAAAGUCAACCAUGCCAGCUCAAGGUCAAGGUCACAACUAAGGGUCGAAGGUUUGAGCCUUGCAUUUGGUGUCCACUCUGUACCUCCUUAACCCCUUGAAGGAUUUUCAUCAAACUUGGGUCAAAAUGAUCACCUCAUCAAGAACUCAUCAGUCAGCCAUGUCAACUCAAGGUCAAGGUCAGAACUGAAGGUCAAAGGUUUCAGCUCUGUAUCUCCUAAACCCCUUGAAGGAUUUUCAUGAAACUUUGGUCAAAUGAUCACCUCAUGAAGACGUUUUGCAGAAUUCAUGAGUCAGCCAUGUCAGUUCAAGGUCAAGGUCACAGCUUAAAUCAAAGGUUUUACCCUUUCACUAUCCAUAGCAGUGGCGGGGGAUUUAGCUGUCUUUCAGACUGCCUUGUUGACAAAAUACAUUGUAUCUGAAAUCCGCGUCCUCCACAUGGGGAAGUUGGCAGUUGUUGGCAGAGAACAGGUUUGUACUGGUACAGAAUCCAGGAACACUGCCUGCUGUUUCAUAACUGAAAUACUGUUGAAAAUGGUGUUAAACCCCAAACAGACUAACAUACAACCAGUCAAAUACCAAUUGACUUUAUGUUCAAAGGUCACUGUCCACAAAUAAAUAUCCAAACUAAAAUAGCCAUUUUGCUCAAAAACCAUGAAAUUAUGUCCCCCCACCCCUGCACACCCCCCAAAAAUGAUUUUGCAGCACUUGAUUUCGUUUGCUGGGUACAUGUAUUAUGUUUUUGUGGAUUUGUUUGUUUACUAUGAUAACUGAUAUACCUAUUGUGCCAAAAGAAGAUUUCAUUGUGUAAUAAUUGUGUACAUAGAUUCUUAACAAAAGUUUAUAUGUGACUGUGUAUUUGAUGAAAUGUGUAGUAUUAGUAAUGCCUGUUUGUAUUUGCGUUGAAUGCACUUCAUAUUAAUUUUUAUUGCAAUAUAUUUUUUGAAAUGUUUAUAAAUUCUGUUCAUACACUGAUAUGCCCUGCACUCUGAAAACAGAUAUCUGCUCACUCCCAUCUUCUAACAUAAAAUUGAAAGACAUGGAAACCAGUUGUGUGUUUUUCCCUUUGCUCUUGUUUAUGGCCUUACUUAUUCCUGGCUAGCUUAUUAGGAAGGUAUAAUACCUUGUAUCAUUGGUUGUUUGUAGACUCCCCAACACAACUGAUGUUCUCUGUGAAGAUAGAAGACAGUGCUUCUGAAGUCAUUAGUCCUCCCCACUUGGAGUCAUGUUGUGUAAACAUGACAAUUACUUGCAGCUGCUAAGUCACUACUCGUGCAGAAUCCAGAAACACUAGGUUAACUACCGUCACAUAACAGAAAAACUGUUAAUAAUUUAGGUUAAACCCAAUCAAACAAAAAAAUCUUUGCUAUACAAGUAUUAUACUCAUAUGAAUUAAGAUUGUUAAUUUUGGUUCAGCUACAUUUGAUUUAUUCACUGCUGUGUCAGUUGAAAUAAGUUUCUGAAGACGAAGAAAAAUCUUGUACUACUCUUUAUUUUGUAAUUAUCAAGCAAUUCAGAAUGAUGCACUGUACAAGUCAGAUAAUGUAUGUGUUGAAAAUCUCAAAAAUUCUAUAUUGGAACAAACUAUCAGAUUUUUAUCCUUUAUUUUUUUGAAGGGUGGUUAAAAAUAUUUGUAAUUGUGGUGUACAUAAAUAUUUCCAUCUUGUUAUGUAAAACUUGUGUUGAUUUUAUGAAAUAAAAUGAAUGUAUGCAUAAAUA